GGCGGGAGCGUCACGUGGCUGGCGCGACGCGGCCUUCGGGCUCCGGGCGCGGGCGAGAGCCGGGCGGGAGGCCGACAGACUUGUCGACGCACCGCCGGCGGCUCCGGCCCGGAGGGCUGCGCGUAGCGGCCGGAGGGCGGCGGGGCCGGACAGCUGCGCGGCGGGGCAUGGGCGCGCCCGGGAGCCCCCGGCUCGGGCCGGCCUCGGCGCGGCACCCGGGCCUCGGGGGCAGCGGCGCGCGGGGGUGCUCCCUGGCGGCCGCCGCCGAGCCCCCGCGGGGCCCGUGACGCCGCGGCCGAUGUGGCCCCGCGCUCUGCGGGCCUGCACAGCCGCCGCGCCGCACAAAGACCUCGCGGGAGCUGCCGCCGCGCGCGCGCCGGCCGGAGCCGAAGCCGGUGCCCCAGGCCGAGCCUGAGCACGGGAGGCGGCGUCCGCGCGGUGGCCCCGGCAUGGAGAAGCGGGCGUCUGCCGGGCCGGAGGGGACCCCGGGCACCCGGGCGCAGCUCGCCGUCGUCUGCCUGGUGAAUCUCUUUCUCACGGGGAGGCUCAGCAGCGCAGUUCCUGCCUUUGCCUCCUCUCUUGACAGCGGCCUGCAGUGGGAAGCUGGAGCAGCACACAGAACGGCGUGGUGUCAUCUACAGCCCAGCCUGGCCCCUAAACUACCCACCAGGCACCAACUGCAGCUGGUACAUCCAGGGAGACCGCGGGGACAUGAUCACCAUCAGUUUCCGCAACUUUGAUGUGGAAGAGUCCCACCAGUGCUCCCUGGACUGGCUCCUGUUGGGCCCUGCAGCCCCGCCUCGCCAGGAGGCCUUCCGGCUCUGCGGCUCUGCCAUCCCACCUGCCUUCAUAUCUGCCCGUGACCAUGUCUGGAUCUUCUUCCACUCAGAUGCCUCCAGCUCUGGCCAGGCCCAAGGCUUCCGCCUCUCCUACAUCCGAGGGAAACUGGGCCAAGUGUCCUGCCAGGCAGAUGAGUUCCGGUGCGACAACGGCAAGUGUCUGCCGGGCCCAUGGCAGUGCAACACUGUAGAUGAAUGUGGAGAUGGCUCUGAUGAAGGCAACUGCUCGGCACCCGCCUCUGAGUCACCUGGCAGCCUGUGCCCAGGGGGCACCUUCCCCUGCAGUGGGGCACGCUCCACACGCUGUCUGCCAGUGGAGCGGCGCUGUGAUGGCACCCAGGACUGUGGUGAUGGCUCUGACGAAGCUGGCUGCCCUGACCUGGCAUGUGGCCGGCGGCUGGGCAGCUUCUAUGGCUCCUUCGCUUCCCCAGACCUGUUUGGUGCAGCCCGAGGGCCCUCAGACCUUCACUGCACGUGGUUGGUAGACACGCAGGAUCCGCGGCGCGUGCUGCUGCAGCUGGAGCUACGGCUGGGUUACGACGACUACGUGCAGGUGUAUGAGGGCUUGGGCGAGCGUGGGGACCGCCUGCUACAGACACUGUCCUACCGCAGCAACCACCGGCCAGUGAGCCUCGAGGCCGCACAGGGCCGCCUUACCGUGGCCUACCAUGCCCGUGCCCGCAGCGCGGGCCAUGGCUUCAAUGCCACCUACCAGGUGAAGGGCUACUGCCUUCCAUGGGAGCAGCCAUGUGGAAGCAGCAGGGAUGGGGAUAGUAGUGGCUCAGGGGACCAGGGCUGCUUCUCAGAGCCACAGCGCUGUGAUGGUUGGUGGCACUGUGCCAGCGGCCGGGAUGAGCAAGGCUGCCCUGCCUGCCCACCUGACCAGUACCCCUGUGAGGGGGGCAGUGGCCUAUGCUACACACCUGCUGACCGUUGCAACAACCAGAAAAGCUGCCCUGAUGGUGCUGAUGAGAAGAACUGCUUCUCCUGCCAGCCUGGCACCUUCCACUGUGGUACCAACCUGUGCAUUUUUGAGACAUGGCGCUGUGAUGGCCAGGAGGACUGCCAGGAUGGCAGCGAUGAGCACGGCUGCCUGGCCGCUGUGCCCCGCAAGGUCAUCACUGCCGCACUCAUCGGCAGCCUGGUGUGUGGCCUGCUGCUGGUCAUUGCCCUGGGCUGUGCCUUCAAGCUCUACUCCCUGCGCACGCAGGAGUACAGGGCCUUCGAGACUCAGAUGACACGCCUGGAGGCUGAGUUUGUGAGGCGGGAGGCCCCCCCAUCCUACGGCCAGCUCAUCGCACAGGGCCUCAUCCCACCCGUGGAAGACUUCCCUGUCUACAGUGCGUCUCAGGCCUCCGUGCUACAGAACCUUCGCACAGCCAUGCGACGACAGAUGAGGCGACAUGCCUCCCGCAGAGGCCCCUACCGCCGCAGGCUUGGCCGUCUCUGGAACCGGCUGUUUCACCGGCCACGAGCACCUCGAGGCCAGAUCCCACUGCUGACUGCUGCGCGCACCUCACAGACAGUGCUGGGUGAUGGGCUUCUCCACCCUGGACCAGGGGCCACCCCAGACCUCUCAGCCCCCUGCAUGGACACAGGCAGCCCCAGAGCACCUGGGGAUGGGCCAACCAGUGCCCCUGGCCAUGCAUCAGAGGUGGGACCUUCAGUGACCUUGCCCUCAGGCCUACAAGACCCAGAGUACAGAGCUAUGGACAGGGAAAGAAAAGCCUGCAGGGACCCUCUGGUGGACAGCCCGACCACUGUGGACACAGCUCCUGAGUCUUGCUUGGCCCAGGACCCCCUGCCCCAGGCUCCCACAGCCAGCAGCACCCAAGGCCCCCACUCAGCAGAGCCACUGGGGGUCUGCCGGAGCCCCCUGCCACCCUGUUCCUCAAUGUUGGAGGCCAGUGACGAUGAGGCCCUGUUGGUCUGCUGACCUACAGGACAUGCUGGUGACUGCCACAGCCCCGCUUUAACCAGGGAAUACACAGUCAUUUCUACCCUGCCUCUGAGUCUUUUCUUAAGAAAGAGGCCAGUCCAUGGCCCUCAGCCAGCAGUGACAUCAGCAUAGCACACCCCUGGGUGCACAUGGCCAGUGGGGGAGGCAGGGGGCUGACUGUAGUGAUGAACACGUCUUUGGAUCUUGUAUAUACACAAGCAUCCUAUCCCUUGCCCCUCCCCAACUCCGACCUGGGAAGCCAUUUCCAGAAAAGUGGGUGGGGAUAGACAGGGCUCCAUGGAGUGUUUUUUGUGGCUUCUUGCUUCAUUUACCCCAUGGUGGCACCAGCUGCCUUCCCUGUCCCCAUCUGUGCCAGGAGCUAUAGUAAGGAGGGAAAGGGGCUUGGAGAGUGUUGGUUGCUUUAUCCACACUGAAUCCUCCUGCUGUCCUUCCCAGCAGGGGUUGGGCUAGGAGACUUUGCCCCAUCCUCCUGCCUGUGGUGGCAGCAUGGGCCUGGCCAGGCUGGUGCCCUUUCCCUCUGGCUGCAGGGUCUGUCUUCUGGUCACAAUGGCUGGCAAUGAGGGCAUGGGUUAGAGGAUCCCAGGACAUGCUGUUCUGUGCUUUCACAGGAGAUAGAGGCCAGGGCUGCAAAAGUCAGAGGUCAAACCCAUCCUAUCCUGCCUUAGGGUCUCAGUUUCCCCAAUGUAGACCAAGGAGAGGCUUUGGAAGUUUUGGCAUUUACUCUGUGGUCAUUUCAGGGAAGAAUGAUAAUCCUAGCCAGGAAUCCCCGGACUCUCCCAGGGGGCUGAUGCUAGGUUGGCAUGGAGAGAUCUGGGUGAGGGGCAGGGUAGUUUGAGACCCUGUGGAGCCAGCAGGGUUCAAGGGGCAAAGCUGCACAAUACGGAAGACCUCCUGAGCUAUGGCACUUUUUCCAGCUAGUAACACAUGCGCCCCCUACUGGAGUAUGCCACCACCCACGCCAAUCCAGCUCCACCAGGGACUCCCCUGAGCACAAGCAAACAACCAGCCCUGUUUAUUCAUAGGCCUUUUUCAGGAAAAGCUAGCAGGGCAGCGCUAAGACAGGAAGCCAUGUCCACAUUGCCAGGGCUUCCUUAGGACAGGCCUCUAAGAGUCUUAUCUCUUUUUUCCAGGAAAAAAAAAAGUUUUUGCAAAACACCUCAAUAAACAACAUGUAAACAAAAA
Messenger RNA from Cavia porcellus (domestic guinea pig), 3981 nucleotides. RefSeq names its product LDL receptor related protein 3 (gene Lrp3). NCBI's taxonomy places the organism in Eukaryota, Metazoa, Chordata, Mammalia, Rodentia, Caviidae. Gene Ontology annotation, cellular component: plasma membrane. The record is from RefSeq and is a predicted model, not a curated record. The coding region runs from base 712 to 2775 and encodes 687 amino acids. The transcript has 7 exons. Gene Ontology annotation, molecular function: protein binding.